AUGGGAGAGGAGUGCAAGUGCGACGCGAACGGUGGCGGCGGCGGCGGAGCCGUCGACCCGGCGGCGAUAGAGAAGCUGUACGAGGACGUGCCGCCGAUGCCGCUGAUGGCGCUGAACCACAUCUCCCGCCUCUGCAAGUCCGUCGACGCCUCCGUUCGGUUCUACGUCAAGGCCCUCGGCUUCGUCCUCGUCCACCGCCCUCCCGCGCUCGACUUCUCCGGCGCCUGGCUCUUCAACUACGGUGUCGGGAUCCACCUGGUCCAGCGAGACGACGCUCGGCGAGCCGCCGACGUCAACCCCGGCGAGCUCGACCCCAUGGACAACCACAUCUCGUUCCAGUGUGAGGACAUGGGCGCGUUGGAGAAGAGGCUCAAGGAGAUGGGGAUCAGGUACAUGAAGAGGACCAUCAACGAGGAGGAGGGGUCGCCCAUCGACCAGCUCUUCUUCAAGGACCCCGACGGCUUCAUGAUCGAGAUCUGCAACUGCGAGAACCUCGAGCUCGUCCCCGCCGGCGCGCUCGGCCGCCUCAGGCUUCCCCGCGACCGCCACAAUCCGCCGCUCCGGAUGGACGGAGCAGAGUAG
Lolium rigidum is the source of this 582-nucleotide messenger RNA. RefSeq names its product glyoxylase I 4-like. The coding region runs from base 1 to 582 and encodes 193 amino acids. The transcript has 3 exons. The record is from RefSeq and is a predicted model, not a curated record. NCBI's taxonomy places the organism in Eukaryota, Viridiplantae, Streptophyta, Magnoliopsida, Poales, Poaceae.